AUGACCCUUCCUGAAAUGGACAAUUCUGGCAUUGGCCAGCUACAGGUCCCAGGAUUCGGGGAUAUAUCCUUUGAUUAUGAAUUGGAGACCAGUCAAAGGUUUGCUCAUGGUGCCCUGCCAAACGACCCAGCGACAGGUCUCCUGGGUCGAGCUACCCGUUUGACUAUUACCGAACUGUUCAUCCUUCGUAUGAUGGAAAGAGUGUCGGAGAUACCAAACUGGGAACAUGAUGUGUUUGACGACAAAGCCGUUGCUCAGUGGUAUGCAGAUGCGAUAUCUGAGUCGAGAUCAACAGACCAAUUGAACCCAGAAGCUGACUCUGGUAUGGAUGUCGACAUGGAUAUUUUGUCACAGAUGACAUGGGACUGGUGCAUUGCAGAGCUGCAGGACAAGGCAAAAGAUCUUCGAAAACAGAAGUUCGUCCUUACUCUAAAUGCCGAUUCGGGUGUCUGCAAAUCAGAUGAACUGGCUGGAGAACUACUGCAAAUUGAACUCAAAAAUUCGCUGGAAGAAUAUCUUCCCUGCAACUCACGAGGGAAAUUCCGAGAGGAAGAUUCGAGUCCGAUGCAUGAUCUGGUUGAUCCCUCGUUGUUCAUGCUGGUCUACGGCCGGACUGCCGUGCUCAGUCAAGGAGGUCUUGUACCCAUGGCUGAUAGCGGUCUAGCAUAUCCGACUAUUGCAUCAAAGGCCAUUGUUGCACCAAUACUAGAGCACCCACUCGAUAUAUUCACAGCGAAGUACGGGAGAGGUUCUCGGCCAUAUGAUGCAGACACCUAUCCUUUCUACCGUUGGUCCAACCAGUCUCAGUGGCUUCCAUGUGAAGUGGAAUUUACCAGCCAGGAAGCUUCCAGCACAGAAGUUCGCAUAUCAUCAUAUAUCAACAACCUUCACCCCCAAAACAAGCGAGCUUAUAUGGCAAUUGAAAAACUGAUUUCCUUGAGCUUGGACCCUUGGAACAAAGUUCUGAUCAAAGGAACAACCAGUCGUUAUCCACUACGCAUCAAGACUUAUGGGGUCGACCAGAGUGAUACCAACGCUCAGUUUAGACCCGAGAAACCCAGAUGUACUGUCGGUAUUUGCGCGUCUGGUUGCGACUGUAAAAAAGAGAGAUGGGGCUCUUAUAUUGCGAAGGUGAAAAAGUACCUCGCAUUGCCGGAACCUGGUUUAAAGUAUGAAAUGUGGGAUGAUGACCCAGAAGACUCAAGAGGGCCUGAUGAUCUCCUCGCUGCAAUGACCCCCGACAUGUUGACGGGCUCGGCAAUGGAUGAGCUGCGUGAACUGAUGGAGUUGAAGUAUGGAAGACUCAAUACGUUCAACUACCCACAAGCCGGGAUCUCCUAUUCUUACGAAGAAUGGAAAAUUGGCAAAACGUGGAAGCCGAUCAUUGAAAAGAAGAGAAGCCACGCCGAGGUCCCUGUUCCUGAUGCCAGUUUGUCGGGUGACCACCCAUACCAGAAUAUUUGCCUGCAAGAUGAGUUUCGGGCGGAAGGGCUGCAAGUCAUCGUUCGCGUAUCCAGCAUCGAACUUACCCCGGAAAGCCCAUUCUACCCCGGUGACAGCGACUUCCACGUUGAUGGCCUCCUCAAUGAACAUAUUGUGGCCACAUCGCGAUACUACUACGAUGUUCAGAAUGUCGAGUCGCGGAUAUCCUUUCAACAAGAGAAUGACCUGGAUGAAUGGGACUAUCCACCUGAGCCUGAUGUGAUGCACAAAAUCUUCGGCAUUCCAUAUACUAUUGGUUACUAUAGUUUCCACAGUCUCCCACUUCCCCUGAAGAUUCAAAACUUAGGCUCCUUGGGGGUAAAGCAGGGUCGAUUCUUGGCUUGGCCGAAUACUCUACGGUACAAAAUGCAGCCAUUCUCCUUGAAAGACAAAUCUUGUUCAGGCCACCAACGCUGUGUUAUUAUCUACUUGGUUGAUCCUCACUACCGCAUCUGUUCAACGCGGAAUGUACCCGCACAGCAACAUGACUGGUGGCGUGAGGCUGCUUUAACCACCGAGACCACCAUUACAGCUAAACUACCCAAUGAACUUGUUGAUCUUAUCAUAAGUGAAACAGAUGACUGGCCCAUGGGUAUCUCUGAGGCAACGAAGCACAAACAGGAAUCCGAAAAGGAACGCAGUCUUGCCAUGAAAGCUCAGACUAAAGGGAUUGACGCCCUCAAUUUCGAAGGCCCGGUCAUCCACGGGUAA
This is a messenger RNA of Penicillium verhagenii, 2193 nucleotides long. Its product is annotated as DUF4246 domain-containing protein. The transcript has a single exon. The coding region runs from base 1 to 2193 and encodes 730 amino acids. The record is from RefSeq and is a predicted model, not a curated record. Lineage: Eukaryota; Fungi; Ascomycota; Eurotiomycetes; Eurotiales; Aspergillaceae.